GUGUAGUAAGGGCUGUCAAAUAAUUUCCUGCUUAAAAGUUUAACGUUUGUGACGUGGAAUCAUGUACUUACGUAAAAACAGGUUUCAGUCAUCUGUUAAAUUUAGCAAUUACUUGAAUUUAAUAUUUCUACCAUCUGAAGUUAUUUAAUGGGAUAUUUUACGUAUGUAAAUAGUAUAAGCAGAGAAUGGGCAUCGUAUUACUUUAACGCUACAGCCUAUAGUACAGUUGACAUUUAUUAAAAACUGGAAAAGGCUUAAGACAAAGAUGACGCUAGUUAAGCCUAACUAGUAAUGUAAAAUUAUUCAAAAUAUAAAGGCUAACGAAAAUUUCGUCAAAAUUUUAGGUCGUUUUUUGCGAGUAGUAACUAGUAUUAUAAUAUAAGUAUUUGCAGUUAUAAUAAUAAUAAUGUAUUUCCCUAUUGGUUGGCCCAAAGAGUUAAAGUUUUCAUUAAAAUCUAACGUUAAACAUCGCAAUAUAGUGGGACAAAAUGCGGAAGAGGUAUCACUGCCAGAUGAAAAUGAUCCUAAAUUUGUCUGCUGUAAUAGAGACCGUUCACUCUUUGCCAUUUUAACGAAUGAUUCUGUAUCUAUUUGGUUCUGCAAGCCAUGUGUACAGAUCAUGUGCCACAGAUACAGCCAGCAAUCCAUUUCCACUUUAGGAACUAAUAUGUUUGCUGCUUGGAGGCCUGAUUCUAGUACUUUAGCAGUUGCAACUUCCAACAGCCACUUGGUGUUCUUUUAUUUAGAAAUGGAUGAGUACGUAAAGGGUUUAUAUGAACAGAAUGAUAGCAAGGUUUCAAGUUUAAAAAGAGAAAGUGCAGAAUUAUUUAUUAAGGAAACUAUUUUACCACUGGAGUUUAGCCAGAAUUUCUCUACUCAUCUCCCAGGAGGGAUUACAAGUCUUCUGUGUAUACGAGAAGAACUAAUGGCAACCACAACUUCAGGUUGGAUCUGGAGACUGAAAUGGGAUGGAACCAUAAAUAGAGAUUAUUGUGUUGAUCUUAGAAAUGUUCCUUUUGCUGUUGAUCAGCAGUUAUCUAGAGGUAUUACAUUAGGUGAAACUAAUGUUUAUGUCAAAGAUCUUGAAUACUCACCUUUGAUUGGAGGAUUUUCUGUUGUCCUGUCAGAUGGUAGAGCUGGGUGCUUGACUGCUCCAUCAUUUCAGUUUUACCCUGAGGAAAUCACAGGAAUAUGGGCUCAAGAGAUCAGGAAUGCAACUUGUACUGCAGUUAAUCAUAGAUAUAGAUUGAUAGCAUUUGGUUUAGAAAAUGGGGAAGGAGUUGUUUAUUGUCAAGAAGACUUAACAGGAGCUCUUCAUGUUAACCAUCGACUUGUACUUUCCAGUAGAGACUUCUCAGAUGUUGCUGGUGUAGCUGGAGCAGUGAGUUUGAUCCAGUGGUCACCAGAUGGAACUGCAGUUGCAAUGGCUUGGAAGAAAGGAGGCCUCUCAGUAUGGAGUGUGUUUGGAGCAUUAUUAAUGUGUUCCUUAGGAUGGGAUUAUGGGUCAGUAGAUGUAAUGAGAAAAACUCCUUUCAGAAUAAACUCUAUGGAGUGGGGAGCAGAGGGCUAUCACUUGUGGAUGAUCAUGAGCUCAGUUCAACCACAUAGCAAAGAACACUCUAUGAAGGAUAAACCUGAGGAAAAAACAAAAGUUGUUGUACUGCCUUUUGUCAAAAGUGCUCUGACAGUGAAUGCUGGCAUGACUGGUAGGGGGCAUGUUUUUCUACAAGGAGAAGACAGACUGCUCAUAAGUGCAGGAGCUGAUUUACUUCAUCACUCAGCAGAUAUCAAACCUAGUUCUUGUUUCUGGAGGAGAAAUGAUGGGCUCCCAAAUGAAGAAGAACUGCUUGGUCACCACAUGUCAUUUGAAACUCCACUGUGGGGUAGUAAACAGUGGGUUGUUGUUUCAAUAUCUUCCACUUACCUAGCAGCCAAUUGGCCAAUAAGGUAUUCUGCAAUAGAUUCGAGUGGAUGUAAUAUAGCAGUGGCUGGAAAGAUGGGAAUGGCACAUUAUUCACUAGACAGUAAGAAGUGGAAGUUGUUUGGAAAUGAAUCACAAGAACAGGAUUUUGUUGUGAUGGGAGGGUUACUGUGGUGGCACAAUCACAUUGUGUUAGGGUGUUUCAAUCUUAGAGAUACAAGAGAUGAGAUUAGGAUUUAUCCUCAGGGUACAAAGCUAGACAAUCAUUUUGUCCGGGUGGCUAAGGUACCCACACAAGUUCUACAGUUGUCAGCACUCGGAGAUCGUCUGCUAGCCUUUUUAGCAGACUCUCAUUUAACCAUGUAUCAGUUGAAGGAAAAAGAUGGUCCAACAACAAAAAAGAAGAUGAGCCAUUUCUCAGUAAGGAAGCCACAUUGUCUUGACAACAUGCUUCAUCACCUAGGCAAUAGUCUGCACAUUGCAAAGAUUGUAGAAGUUGAUUUGUCCAACCUUGUUGUUCAUCCAGCCUGUGUUGUAUCAGCAUUGCUCACCUCUCUCAGAACAGAAUCGGUUAUAUGGUCUGGAAAAAGUGGAGAAAAUGUGCUUCUCAAUAUAUGUGGGAGACUUCUCUUGUUACAACAAGAUCCUGCUCAGAAGACUGUUGACACCAUCAACAACAAUGAGGCAACACCUGUGUAUAGUGUACCAUUAGUUUUAGCAUCUUGUGUAGAAAAUGUGUGGGUCUCGCCACGCAAGAGUCUCCAUACUCCGCAUCUUACUGAGGCUUUAUGGAUUGCUUGUGGGGCUCAAGGAAUGAGAGUGUGGCUACCUUUGUUUCCUCAUGAUGAAGAAACCUCUCGUUCUCAUAACUUUAUGUCCAAAAGAAUUAUGUUACCUGUCCAAGUACAAAUAUAUCCUCUAGCUGUUCUGUUUGAAGAUGCUGUGGUAUUGGGAGCAGAAAAUGACACUGUACCAUAUAGUGCUCGCUAUACUAACGGUUUACCAUUGUGUGUGAUAUCUCGCUCAAGUCAAGUGUACCUUCAUCAUAUUCUCCGACAGUUACUCAGAAGAAAUUUAGGAUAUCAUGCCUGGGAAAUAGCCAGAAGGUGUUCCAAUCUUCCAUAUUUUCCUCAUACACAAGAGUUACUGCUCCACGAAGUACUUGAAGAAGAAGCUACUUCAUCAGAACCAAUUCCAGUAACUUCAGGUGAAGAACUGUUCAGGGUUAAAGAUAGGAUAGAGAAUGCUCAUUGGUCAUUUGUAGUUACAGGUCUUUCCAAAGAGCUAGUGAGAUUUCUUCGUGCAAUAGCACCAUCUGAUGUGGAAUCUCCUCCCAGAACAUCUCUGUCUAUAGUGCCAUCCACCAAAUAUAGUUUCCCCCAUCAUACACCCCCUGUAAGCCCAACAGCUGAAGAUUUAUCAUUAGUUCUGGGUACAUUACCAGUUGGGCGCUCUCGUGCUUACAGCAAUGUUUCAGCUUCAAAAAUGUCCCGAGCUCCAACUCAUGAAGCAGCCAGUGUUGGAUACCACAAAGAAUUUAGUCAAAGUCACAGUGAUCCACAACUUAUACCUCCAAAGAGGAUAAGUUCUAUAGCAAAAGACACUGGUUCAGCCGAGGACUUUUUUAUAGACACCAUUUUGAAUCGGCAUGCUCGGAAACUUUUGUUAGCUGGUCAUCUUUGUGAACUGGGAUAUCUUGCUGCUUAUCUAGACUUUCAGUUGAUUUCAUUUCUAAGGAAAGAAAGAUUAAGAGCAGCCAAGGUAGAAGAUUUUGUCACUUCACUCAAAUUGCUGCAUCAUGAAUUUCAGUGGCCUUUCCCCUUUAUUCAUUCCUCUUUACUCACAAACAACCUUAGGAAGAAUUCAGUUAACAGUGGACUCGAAGAAAAUCUGACACCCCUACCAACCAUGUAUCUCCCACAAUCUAAUACGGACAGCAUCCCUAGUCCAGACUGUAUUGAUGGUCCACCUUCUAAGCCAGAAUCUUUACUACCAGUUAGUUCUCAGGAUACUCCAGUCAGUUCUAGUGGCUGUGAUACAACUGGAUCACCUACUAUUGAAGCAGUGCUGCUUCCACAGUCUGCCAAAGACACAGAAAGUCUUCUAACACAAGAUACAUCUGAAAGUGGUUCUAUGUGGGGUGAAGAAAGCUUCUCUACCUUUGAAGAUGAUGGCUAUGCCUCUUUCUCCAUGACAACUGACUUAGAAACAAUUACCCAGGAGCUUGCUAGCCGGGGCUCUCAACAAUCUGAAGUUCAGCUUAGGUAUUUGUUACAAGUAAUGUUAGAAGCAGGAUGUCUUGACUGGUCACUGCUGAUAUCUAUUCUCUUACGUGAUGCCAUGGCUGUAGUUCGUGUUGUCAAUGCUGUCAAACAGCCCGAGUUAUCCCAAGGAAUAGCUCAACAACUUAUGGAUGGCCUUGGGUCACUACAGCAUUGGAUAGAAACAGAAUGUAUUGGAUAUAAACCUUUCAUGCUAGCUCUUCGAAACCAGAUCAAAGCUCUAACAAAGCUAGCAAAUCAGAAACCCCAAGUCUUGAAGCUACAUAGCCCUAUUGGUCAAGAAUUACAAGAUUCAUGGGUUAUUGAAGAAGAAGAUUCUGUCUCAAGUUCUUCAGUAACAACAUCUUAUUCAGAAAAGACUAAUAAAAAGACAACUGAUUCCAAAGAAGAAAAACAAGACACAGUUGCAAUAAAAGAUUUGACUUGCAAAAGUAAAGAACAUGUACAAGAACCAAAAAUAGCUGAAGGGCGUAAGAAUGAAUGUGCUAUUUCUUAGUGGGUAAACAAAUUUAGAAGUUGUAUGAAACCCAAUACUGUGAUCUGAAUAUUUUUAGUAUUUGUAAAGCAUGCUAUACUACGAGCAUCCGAUCCAAGUUACUUUUGAUUGUUAGGAAGCCAUUCAGGUGGUUUUCUUUAAACAUAGUGUUCAUCAUGUACUAGUUUUAUUCACUACAUGGACAUCAACAAAGUCAUGGUUUUAAAUGGAUAAUGCACUUAAACAUUUAAAAACCUUCACUGCACUUAUAGGAAUUUUAGACAUCUUCAUCCAAUCCUUUUGCAUCAGUUUGUUUUGUGACAAUACAAUGAUGUAAGAUGAUGUUUGGUGACAAAUGUUACUUAUUAAUUGUAUUAUACAUCAGAGGAGGUACAAGGCAGCAGUAAUGGAAAGAAAAAGGUCUUAUUGGAAAACAUUUCAAUUAUUGUUAUUACUUUUUAACCAUUUUUGAUGGUUUUAAAGAUAUUUUUAUCUUCAGCUUAUCCCAUAGUUUCACACUUUCAGAAAGGAGUUUAUCAAUGUAUAUAUGUGAACUCAAUUCUUUUAGUUGUCUCUUCUCUUUCCUGAAACACCUAAGAUUAUCAUAGUCAGUGAAAAUACUAGGGUAAGGCAUUUUUUGUACAUUUUCAAAUAAAUUGUUUUGUAACAAACUAAAUUUUAAUCAUUGAAAAACCAAGUAUUUACAAAAGAAACAAUUUUAUAUUGAAGGAAUAAACCAAGUGAAAGAGUUAAAUAUUGUAUGUAGGAUUGAAAAUAAAAACCUGCAUCGCUGUAUACUGAAUAGACCAGAAACAAACUCAUGUUUAAAUAUAUUUUCAGUGGAUACCCACGGGCAGCUUGUUAUUAAAAAUGUUGACAAAGUUUUCUGUAAAUACAUGUAAAAGUUACUGCAAGUACACUGUUCUUGAUCUUCAACUAUAUUAUUAAACAUUAGCAGCAAUGCAGAAUCAUUUUUCUGUUUAUUAUCAGGAAAAGAAUUACAUAUUGCAAUGAACAGUACUAUUUAAAACCACUCUCACAAUAAUGUACAAAUAAGAGGCUGGAACAAACUGUAUAUAAAUACUCAAGGUUAUAAAUAAAUGAGCUUGUGUUUAUCAAACUUUUCUUCUCCUGCCAACAUGCUGUUGUAAUUGAAUAUCUUAAAAGAUCACUUUGUAUAAUUAAAAGAAAAAUGCAGAGGAACUAAACUUGAUAGAGCCUACUUGCUUUGUAUGGCAAGAGAAAUUAAUUUCUUUAAAUAAUACAAAGCGUGUAUGUAUUAGUUUUGAUAACUCUUUUUGUAAUUAUGCCUCUUUGAUAAAUGUUUUAAAGAUGCUCAAUGAAAACUUUGGUUGUAGUGAUUUUUUUUUUUUUAAAGAGUGAUUGUUUGGCUCAAUUGAGAAUAGGUCUUGGUUGGUAAAUUAUUUGGUGAAACUUUUGUGCUGUGACAUGUUAAAACAUAAUUAGGGUAAAUGGUUACAACUUUAUAAUUAUGCAUAAUUCUUAACUCUCAGCUUGAAUAUAAAGAACCAUUUAAAUAUUCUUUAAAUUUAAAGUUUUUUUGGAACAGAAUAAGUACAUAGGUUGAUUAUUUUUUUCUUUCAGUUGUAUGUAGAAUGUGAAAUUCUUAGGAGUGGUGUAGAUACAAUUGUAGUAAUAUGUGAAUUUAAAGGAAAAUAUUUUUGUACUUGACAUUUAGUUAAUACACUGGGAACCAUAUUUUCAAUUAUUUGUUUUAAUGAAUGAAUUUUCUUUUCAAGAAACAUAAUAUUGUCAGAACUUGGAAAAAUGAGGUUCCUAUAUCUGUUGAAAGAAAUGUAAAAUGCUACAUCUUAAACCAGUGUAUGUUGUUUGUAUUGUAUACUGUGUUAUUGUAUAAUAUGUUAAAUUUGACUGGAUAGAUUUAGUUUAUCCUUGGUCCAAGUAGUUAUAAGAAUGUUUAUUAUCUUGUCCUAUUUCUUAAAAAAAUUGUCAAAUACAGUAUAAAUGUAUCUACAGUAAAGUAGUAUACUUAUCUUAGAACAUAAAUUUAUCUUAACAGAAAAUAACACAUUGUAAGUGUAGUGGGUAUUUCACCAAAAAUUAUUCUGGAUUCUUUGAAACCUUCAUUCCUCUAUUUUGAAACCAUUGGGGCCAACUUUGUUGUUCAUAUAUAUUUAAAGGGUAGUGGUGGUGGUUAUUAUAACUUUGAAAAGAAACAUACUGUGUAUAUUGUAGAUUUUAACAUUAUAUUGUUUUGUUGCAUUUUUAAACAUGUAGAACAUAUAAUGCAAAGCUCAGACCUUAAAGAUAAUAAAGUUAUUCAAAUAGUGGUUUCAUUGUCUAUCACAUGAAAUUAUUAACUAUGUAAUAUGGUUUUAAAAUCAUGCCUGUAAUUUUCAAGAUUUUCUAACUUAUUAAAAGUUUGUGUAA
Molecule: messenger RNA, 7090 nt
Organism: Limulus polyphemus (Atlantic horseshoe crab)
Lineage: Eukaryota; Metazoa; Arthropoda; Merostomata; Xiphosura; Limulidae
Gene: Rich
Product: RAB6A-GEF complex partner protein 1-like
Exons: 33
Coding region: 407-4699 (1430 amino acids)
Biological process (GO): intracellular protein transport; retrograde transport, endosome to Golgi
Cellular component (GO): Ric1-Rgp1 guanyl-nucleotide exchange factor complex; Golgi membrane; cytosol
Molecular function (GO): protein binding
Source: RefSeq, a predicted model, not a curated record